CAGCAGUACGUCAAGCUCGCCCUGCUUCUGGCCGCCGUCAACUCGCGCAUCGCCGGCGUCGGCAUCAGCGGCCGUCGCGGCACCGCGAAGAGCGUCAUGGCGCGCGCCGUCCACGCGCUGCUGCCGCCGAUCGAAGUCGUGCGCGACAGCUACUGCAAUGAGCAGCCGCUGCCCAGGGAUGAUCCAGACGACGUGGAGCCCGACCCGAACUGCGUCGUCAUCCCGGCCCCGUUUGUGCAGGUCCCGCUCAACGUCACCGAGGAUCGCCUCAUCGGAUCCGUCGAUGUCGAGGCUAGUGUCCGCACGGGCACUACCGUCUUUCAGCCGGGCUUGCUGGCAAGGGCCCAUCGAGGCGUGCUGUAUAUUGAUGAGCUCAAUCUGCUGGACGAUGGCCUCGCCAACGUUCUGUUGGAGGUUAUCUCGGGCGGUGUAGUGCGCGUCGAAAGGGAGGGCUUGUCCGUGACCCAUCCGUGCCGGCCCCUCGUCAUUGCCACGUACAACCCGGAAGAAGGCGAAAUACGGCCCCAUAUGCUCGAUCGCCUCGCCAUAAACUUAUCAGUCGACGCCAUGCCGCUUAGUAUGGAGCAACGCAUUGAGGCCGUCGACUCGGCCACUGAUUUCAGUGACAGCCCGGUUGACUUUGUCGCCAAAAUGUCCGGGGAAACCGAUCAGAUGGCCACAAGUAUCGUACUUGCGAGGGAGUAUCUGAAGGAAGUCACCAUGUCGAAUGAGCAAAUUGCUUACCUCGUAACCGAGGCCACACGCGCCGCGUGCCAGGGGCAUCGUGCGGAACUCUUCGCCAUGGAGGUUGCAAAGGCGGCAGCAGCUCUCGAAGGGCGGGGCAAGGUCAACUCGGACGACUUGAGGACGGCCGUCCGCCUGGCUAUCCUGCCCCGCUCUCUGGUCCGGAACUCCAACCAGGAGAUGGAGCAGGAGAUGGAAAGCCCUCCGCCGCCCCCACCGCCACAGAACGAGGAUCAGGAUAUCGACGAGGACACGGAGGAGGAAGAGCAGGAAGAGCCGGAAAACGAGGAACAGGAGGAGGACGUUGAAGAAGUCCCUGAAAUCCCUGAGGAGUUUAUGUUCGACCCAGAAGGCGUCGUCAUGGAUCCGGAUUUGUUGGAGUUUAGCAAAUCGCAGCAACAAGGGAAUGCAGGCGGACGUGGUUUGGUGUUUUCAAAGGAUCGCGGGCGAUACAUAAAGGCAAUGAUGCCGUCGGGUGGCACGCAACGACUCGCCAUCGAUGCGACGCUUCGCGCCUCAGCGCCUUUUCAAAAGGCUAGGCGUGCAAGGGCAGCAAGUGGCACGACGAGAUCGGUGUUUGUCGAGGAAACUGACAUGCGCGUAAAGCGUCUCGCACGAAAGGCUGGUGCUCUCGUCAUCUUUCUAGUCGACGCGAGCGGGUCAAUGGCUCUCAACCGUAUGAACGCAGCAAAAGGUGCUGCCAUCCGCCUGCUGACUGAAGCUUACCAGACUAGGGAUAAGGUCUCGCUGAUCCCAUUCCAAGGGAACCGAGCAGAAGUUGUAUUACCGCCGACGAAGAGUGUGACUAUGGCCAAGAAGAGGCUGGAGACAAUGCCAUGCGGAGGAGGCUCCCCGCUGGCGCAUGCCUUGGUACAGGCCGUCCGCACAGGGAUCAAUGCGCAGAAAAGCGGUGAUGUGGGUAAAGUCAUCAUCAUCUGCAUCUCAGAUGGGCGCGCCAAUGUCCCACUGGCGACGAGUGAAGGGGAAGAGCUGGAGGAAAAGAUGAGCAAGGCAGAGCUGAAACAAGAGACUCUCAACAUCGCUAAGCAGAUCGGUGCCUUGCAGGGAAUGGACCUCCUAUGUAUUGACACUGAAAACAAGUUUGUCAGCACGGGCGUCGCAAAGGAAAUUGCGGCCUCUGCGGGAGGCACAUACCACUCACUACCGAAGGCAACUGACGCUUCUGUCGCGUCAGUUGCGGGCUCUGCAAUAAGCGCUAUUCGCGCAGCAUAG
Molecule: messenger RNA, 1977 nt
Organism: Chondrus crispus (carragheen)
Lineage: Eukaryota; Rhodophyta; Florideophyceae; Gigartinales; Gigartinaceae
Product: magnesium chelatase subunits I and D
Biological process (GO): chlorophyll biosynthetic process
Molecular function (GO): ATP binding; ATP hydrolysis activity; DNA binding
Source: RefSeq, a predicted model, not a curated record